Messenger RNA from Pleurotus ostreatus (oyster mushroom), 1014 nucleotides. RefSeq lists its product as uncharacterized. Gene Ontology annotation, molecular function: protein binding. Bases 1 to 1014 code for a protein of 337 amino acids. The record is from RefSeq and is a predicted model, not a curated record. Lineage: Eukaryota; Fungi; Basidiomycota; Agaricomycetes; Agaricales; Pleurotaceae. The transcript has 3 exons.
AUGUCUUUCUCCAAGUUCCCACCCGAGACUUUACUCAAUAUAGCCGGCAACUUGUCUACGGAGGACCACCUCGCUCUCUGCCUCACUUCCAAGAAACUUCGUGGGGUUAGCGAAUUGCUCCUGUAUGUUGACAUUAGGGUCACUGUCGAGCCGGGAACCGCACGCCUGGACACGUUAUUGAACAACCUGUCCUCGGAUGAGGGAAGGGCCAAUCGAGCCAGACGACUCACUGUUGUCUUCGCUCACGUUCCUACUCCACAGGAACUGAAAACCAUCAAUGACAUCGCCGUAAAGCUCCCUCGCCUCCGUAUCUUCAAUAUUGAGUAUGAUUGCGACAAUCCAGACACCAACGCUGGCGUGGCAGAUCCAGUGUCCUCUCUUCCAUCUGUCAUCCCUUCCUUCUUGAAAACGACCACACUCCCGCUCACGGCGAGUGCGCCUCCGUCCUCACUGAUAAAUGUGACAUGGCGCAGCCCGAUCGUUCAACAAGGAACCUUCACCAACUUCGUCCAGCACCAUGCUAAUAUCCGCUGUUUGAUGCUUCGGGCAGCCUUAAUCCCUGACUUGGACGCCGGCAUCCUACCCAACUUGGAGGUUCUUCAAGCACCGCUCGAAGUCGUCCUUAGACUUCUCCCUGGACGACCCAUCCGUCGGGUGAGCACCGUAGCCCGUAAGAAGGUCAAUUACCAAUGGAAGAAGACAAAGGAUGCUUUGUUGAGUGUCGAGGUCUUCUCAUGUGUACAAGCUUGGGGUGACACAGAGGGUCACAUGUGGCUUCCGGAGAUGGUUGGGUGGAUGAAGAAUCUUCAAGUGUUGCACCUUUCCUACGGGAUUCACGUGAUUCCUGUGGUGUUACGACACACCAAAAUUCGCUUUCUUCGAGCAUUCUGUGUUUCUGAUGCAAAGGUCGAAGAACUCUUUGACAGUGUACCAUCCUUGGAGGUGGAGAAGCGUUUUAUGUGGAAUAGUAAGCCGAGUGAGGAAUGGUUGGCGAAUUGGGAGGAGAGCGCCUGA